Messenger RNA from Dreissena polymorpha, 2165 nucleotides. RefSeq names its product 3-oxoacyl-[acyl-carrier-protein] reductase FabG-like. Gene Ontology annotation, molecular function: oxidoreductase activity. The record is from RefSeq and is a predicted model, not a curated record. The transcript has 10 exons. The coding region runs from base 179 to 949 and encodes 256 amino acids. NCBI's taxonomy places the organism in Eukaryota, Metazoa, Mollusca, Bivalvia, Myida, Dreissenidae.
GACAUUAUUGUCAUGGCUGUUGCAGACACGUAAUAAUUAAGUCAUAUUGUAAGUGUUCACAGCUAUUUUGUAAACUACGUGCAAUUUAAACAGUUGGUUGCUUAACGGAAGUCUAUGUAUUCAUACAAACAAGCUUAUACUUCAUUAGUUUUGAGCCAACCCCUCUAGACUAGACAAGAUGGCGGCCUCCAUCGGUAAUCUCGCUGGCAAAGUGGCUCUCAUUACAGGGGCCAGUUCCGGUAUAGGUGCUGCGACGGCUAAGCUGUUUUCGCGUCUUGGGGCGUUUGUGGCUAUCACGGGACGGAAUGUGGACAAUCUACAAGCAGUCGGCAAGGAGUGUAACGACCCGUUUGUGGUUGCCGGCGAUCUUGUGAACGAAGAGGACACGAAGAGGAUCCUGGACGAAACUAUCAAACACUUCGGUCGGCUAAACAUACUGGUGAACUGCGCGGGUAUUCUAGAGCUUGGUAAUAUAGAGAACACUUCACUGGAGCAAUAUGAUCGGAUGUUCAACAUCAACGUUAGGUCAAUGUAUCACCUGACCAUGCUGGCGGUUCCACAUCUUAUAGAGACAAAGGGUAACAUUGUCAACAUAUCCAGUGUGAACGGACUCCGAUCGUUCGCGAACGUGCUUGCCUACUGUAUGUCGAAGAGCGCGGUGGACCAGUUCACAAGAUGCGUCGCCUUAGAACUGGCACCUAAACAAGUCCGAGUGAACUGUGUCAAUCCCGGAGUGACCGUCACGGAGCUUCAGAGGCGCGGAGGGUUGAACGAGGAGGCAUAUCAAAAGUUCUUGGAGCGUUCCAAGGAGACGCACGCGCUCGGUCGACCCGGGCAGCCAGAUGAAGUUGCGUCCGCAAUCGCCUUCCUUGCGUCUGAUGCCGCGUCCUUCAUCACCGGGGCGACCAUACCAGUAGACGGGGGCCGCCAUGCCAUGUGUCCCAGAUAACAAAUGAUUACAACAAACACCAUGUGAUGACCAAUUGCGUUAUACACAUUAAACAUUUUAUCUAUACCGUAUUGCCAUUGAUGUUUGUAUUUUGAAAAAAUGUCGAACCUUGUGUUCUUGUAAAAGUAUUUGUGUGCAUACAUUUACUAUAACUUAGCUAAAUGACACAUAUUUUGUAUUUUAUAUUUCUAGAAACUUUGGAUGAGGUUGAUUUUGUAAAUCUUUAAUAAUCUUUAAAUUUCAAUCGAGUUCUUGAUGUCUAGUCUGCGCACAACUUAAGUAUAUACAAGCGAUGUUAUAUAAUUGCUUUUGGUGUUUGUAUAGAUAUAUAUUAUUUGCAUGUUUUGGCAUAUAUCUGCACUUAUUCUUAUAUUUUGAUUUGGUCGAGUGUGAUUUUAAGCAGUAAACGUGCAUUGAAUGUAUUUACCAUCUUAUAUAAUGAUUUUCAGUAAUAAGCGUUGCGGUUACUGAUGGGGUUCUGAUAAUAUUGUUUCCAUUGAUAUCAUAGUCAUAGUAUCAUGUUCAUGUCGCCGCGUUUAGCAACGUUACGCAACAUGCUAGAUACGUCGUUACGGUAAAACGGUACCUUCGAACUCCAGCCCGGCCAUGUCACUUGUUCGGGAAGUUGUCGUUAAUAAGAAUACCAUGGCAACUUUCACUCCGACCUCCGAGUCAUGUCGGGCAGUUUGGCAAUACGUAUAUGCACAUACGUAAUUGCGGAAAGUUGUCGCCUGCUGACUUUCAUAUGUGCGGGUAGUUUUCAGUUGCUGACUUUCAUAUAUGCGGGUAGUUGUCAGUUGCUGACAUACGUAUGUGCGGGCAGUUGUCAUUUGCUGACAUACGUUAGUGCGGGUAGCUGACAGUUGCUAACAUACAUAUAUACCGGCAGUAGUCAGUUUCUGACAUACGUUUGUACGGGCAUUUGUCAGUUGAUAACAAACGUUUGUUCGGGCAUUUGUCAGUUGCUGUCAUACGUAUGUACGAGCAGUUGUUAGUUGCUGACAUGCGUAGGUGCGGUUAUUUGUCAGUUGCUGUCAUACGUAUGUGCGUGUAUUUAUAAGUUGCUGACAAACGUAUUUGCACAGGUGUCAACUGCUGACAAACGUAUAUGCCAGUUCACUGUUGUCAGUGGCAGACAUACGUAUGUGUACACAGUAUUAGUUAAUUUCUUAGAUUUGCUUAGCUUUCGAAUAAAUCAUCAUUAACUAUCUUCACA